CUCUCUUUCCUCUUCUUUUCUUAAUACCCGUCUGAUUCACUGUCUUUUGUUCGUCGCUGCAUCAACAGCAACUUGAUACCAUGACAGCAAGACCAACCCCAACCCCAUUGAAUCGCCUCUCUACCAUGGCGGGUCGAAAAGACUUGUCAGAUUUACGUAUACCCACCAUUACAGAAGACGCCGAAGACGUUGUUGGUAUAUUUAGGUCGAAUUCGACUUCAAAAGGAUGAAAGAACUGUUAUCACUAGCCACUGGAUGGACAAACAGAGAAGCAAUCUGCAGGCAUACGAGUACUUAUGUCACAUCGGUGAAGCAAAGGAAUGGAUUGAAGAAUGUCUUGGUGAAGAAAUUGACCCCAUCGUGCAACUGGAAGAGUCGAUGAGAAACGGUAUUGUUCUAGCUCAGUUGGCGCACUGGUUUGCCCCCGGAACCGUCCGUCGAAUUUUUACAGAAAAGCGACUUCAAUUUCGUCAUUCCGAUAAUAUCAACUACUUCUUCAAAGCAAUCAAACUCGUACGAUUACCAAACAUUUUCUGGUUCGAGUUGACGGAUCUUUACGAACGAAAGAACAUACCCAAAGUUAUUUACUGUAUUCACGCACUGAGUCAUUUGCUUGCCAGAAGAAAUUUGGCGCCAAAUAUCAAAAAUCUCGUGGGACAGUUGGAGUUUACAAAUGAACAAAUUAGUGCCACCCAGAGAGGUUUGGAUCAAGCUGGCGUUUCUAUGCCAAACUUUGGCAACGUCCGCACGUCAUUGAAGCAUGAGUUGAAUGAGGUGGAUGAAGAGGAUGACAUUCAAUAUGAGCCUAUAUUUGUGUCCAAGUACUCCAGCGCCAUUGUGAGCCCUACCACUCCGGAUUUAAUUGAAGAAUCCGAUUCUGACGAUGAACAUGUCUUCGAGGAGGAGAUUACUGAGGAAGAAAAGAACGAAGUGUACUGGUCUGAGCCCAAAAACCUUGCAAAUUUGAUCCGAUGCCAGUCGAUCGUUCGCCGCUUCACUGUGCGAAAGGAGUUUAAUCAAAUUAGGGACUUGCACAAGUCAUCCCUGUUUGAAUCACAGAUUAAAAAUGUGCAGGCCCAGGCACGCGGUGUCCUGGCAAGAAGAGCGUUAGAAGACAAGCGUAUCAUGUAUGAAGAUGCCGAAGAAUGGAUAACUAACUUCCAAGCUGCCACACGCGGAUUCCUAACUCGCUGCAAAUACCAAGACAAGCUCGAUUAUUAUAAGGCCAACCUCGAUAAAAUUAUCAAAAUUCAGAGCUUUGUCAAGACCAAACUUGUAGGAGACGCAUACCGUAAAUUGACCACCGCUACCAAUCCAUCAGUUGGCACCGUCAAGAACUUUAUUCACUUGUUGGAUGACAGUGAGCUUGAUUUUGAUCAAGAACUGACCUUGGAACAAUUGCGACAAAGCGUCAUUCGCCGCAUCCGUGAUAACGGUCAACUGGAAGCUCAAGCUAACGAUUUGGACAUUCAGAUUGCCUUGUUGGUCCAAAACGCAAUCACACUGGACGAAGUGCUUGGUCUAUCGCGCAAGAUGAACAAGAAGGUGCAGAGGCGUAUGUCUGAGAUCGCCUCUGCAUCCAACAACAACCCUUAUAGCUUGCGCUCUUUGGAUAAGGAUAGCCGAAAGCGCUUGGAACUUUUCCAACAAAUGUUUUACCUGCUCCAGACCGAACCAAAGUACCUCUCUCGUCUCAUGUACAUUAUGAAUGGACAAGAGUCGGCUGAUCACUUGGGCAAGAAAUUGGUGGAAACCACUGUGCUUACAUUGUUUGGCUAUGCACAAAAUUCCAGAGAAGAGUAUUUGUUGCUCAAGUUGUUCAAGUUCUGUAUUUCUGAGGAAAUGAGCUAUAUGGAGGAUGCUCAAGAAUUCAUGAGAGGAAACUACAUCUUUAUGAAGUUGGUCGUUCAUUACAAUCGUGGUGCCAAGGAACGCAAGUUCUUCAGAGAUCUUCUUCAACCUCUUGUUAAUACCGUACUGGACGAUGACUUUAUGGAUCUUGAAACUGAUCCUGUCAACAUUUACCACAAAUCAGUUAACCUUGAGGAGUCUCGUACAGGUCGUCCAUCUGCACGAAAGCACACUGCAACUUCACAAGAGGCAUUGGCUGAUGCAGAAGUGCGCGACACUUUCAUCCAACAUUUGAAGCGUCUUCGCGAAGUCACUGAGCGCUUCUUGUCUGCCAUCAUCUCUACUUUGGAGGAAAUGCCAUAUGGUGUUCGUUUCAUUGCAAAGGAGCUUAAGCAGUCCCUUGAGGAGAAUUUCCCUGAAGAACCUAAGCAGAACAUUGUUAAGAUCAUUGGAAACUUCAUCUACUACCGUUACCUUAACCCAGCCAUCAUUGCACCAGAGCAAUAUGACGUUGUUGACACAGUGAUUACCCCUAUGCAACGUAAAAAUUUGGCUGAAGUCUCCAAGAUGCUUCAACAGAUUUCUAGCGGCAAGGUCUUUGACGCAAACGAUCUCUUCUUGGCUCCUUUGAACGACUAUGUCUUUGAGGCUGGUCAACGAUUCUCCCAAUGGUUCGUCUCGCUCACUGACGUUGAAGAUGCCGAGACUCACUUUGGCAUGGACAUGUUUGCUGAUUAUGGAAACACACACAAACCCAUCGUCUAUAUCUCCCCCUACGAAGUCUUCCACAUGCACUACAUUGUUCACAACAACAUCAGUGGUUUGGAACCAGAGAACAAGGGUCCAUUGCGCGACAUUCUUGAAGAGCUUGGCGAUCCGUUGUACUCACCAAACCUUGACAUGCCAGAAUCUGCUCAUACCGAAAUGAGUUUGACCCUGACCAACCGAUACGAUAAGAUACCUCAUGAUCCGAACGCUCGACUUAAGCAAUUGCUGGUUGACACCAAGCGAUUCCUUCUUUACGUUAUUAAGAUUCAAAAUGGCAAUGACCUCAAGGCUAUCUUCACUCAACCUAUUACUGCUGAGCAUGAACAUAUGUGGGCUGAACUCAAGCACAUUGAAUUCUUGGAUCGCGAGGAAAGCCAAGAUGUGCUUUUGAAACGCAGACAUGUUCUUUUAGGGACAGUGGAUGACCCUCCAACUGACUUGAUGAGCCUCAACUUCCACCAGUUGAAGACCAUCACAGUUAAGCUUGUCUUGAACCUUGAGAGAUGUGGAGUUAUUUCUUCCGGAAACAACUACCAAGAUUUGAUCAAGAUGAUUGCCAAGGAUAUCACCAACAAGAAUACUCGUCGUAAGAUUCGACAGGGUGAAAUCCAAAGAUUGCAACAGACGUUGACUCACUUGCAAGAAAAGACUGCCUACCUGGAAGAACAAAAGGGCAAUUUUGAAAAGUACAUUGAUAACUGCAUGCAGAAUCAAAUGAACAAGCGUGGCAAGAAGAACAAGUUUGUCAUGCCUUUCACUAGACAAUACUUCCAUAUUCGCCAGCUACAGAAGGAUGGUCGAGUGCCCAAAUUCGGUUCUUACAAGUACACUGCCAAGCAAUUAUAUGAUCGUCGCAUUUUGCUGGAACUGACUGACAUCAGUCCCAAGCAAUAUGAUCGUAUACCGCUAGUGAUCUCUAUGAACGAAGUUGGUAUCAUUGAAAUCAAAGGAAGUUAUGCCGGAUGGGGCAUCGCCAGCAUGGCUGUUGAAUUACGGUUUGAAGAACUUUUGCAAACGCAGUUCAAUGGUAUUCAAACCAUGACCGUCUUGGACGGCAUGGCAAAGAUCAAUGUGAACUUGUUGAUCUGGCUCAUCAAUCGCAAAUUCUACGUCUAGGAUACCUAUACCACUUCCUUUAUUCCCCACACACCAUUUGUUCAUAUCCCUUCCAUUCUUGUAUGUAGCAGUUAAUAGUCUCCUCCCCUCCACUCAAACAAAAUUUCAACAUCUAUACCGUCUCCACCAAACCCCCUUUGUAUAGU
Molecule: messenger RNA, 3881 nt
Organism: Umbelopsis ramanniana AG
Lineage: Eukaryota; Fungi; Mucoromycota; Umbelopsidomycetes; Umbelopsidales; Umbelopsidaceae
Exons: 14
Coding region: 256-3735 (1159 amino acids)
Biological process (GO): regulation of GTPase activity; regulation of actin cytoskeleton organization; mitotic actomyosin contractile ring assembly actin filament organization
Cellular component (GO): cytoplasm; mitotic actomyosin contractile ring
Molecular function (GO): actin filament binding; calmodulin binding; GTPase activator activity
Source: RefSeq, a predicted model, not a curated record